ACCACCUUCUACUGGCUUCAACCUCCCCUCCUGUCAUCUGAGAAACUCUUCAGCAGCUUAUCUUGGUACGUGUGUUUAUCCAAAGCAGCCUGGUAACUGCUGUGAAUGAUUUGGAUUAUCUGAGCUCCCUUUAAAAUAAAACCAAAAAGUUGGUAUCUGCUUUUUUUGGGGGCUGAUCGCAUGCGACGAAAACUGAAAAGGGUGUUGUAGUUUGGAUCAUCUGAAGUUUUCCUUUGGAACCUGACACUUGCAUGCCAUGGAUCAUACACUUUUUGGCUGCCUGCGCAGCCCCCAUGCCCCUGCACAGGGCUUGCACCCGGCUUUUUCGCAGUCGUCUCUUUCCCUCCAUGGAAGAUCCGACCAUGUGUCCUACCCGGAUCUAUCCACCUCCUCGCCCACCUGUAUUAUAGCUGGAUAUUCCAAUGACGAGGGCCUGUUUGCAGGUCAGCAUCACAGAGGGCAUCACCAGCAACACCAGCAGCAGCAGCAGCAGCACCACCACCAGGCUUUACAGCCUAACUGGAACAUUCCUCAGAUGCCCUCUCACACAGCUGCCACUAGACAUAGCCUCUGCCUUCAGCCCCCAGACUCAGGAUCUUCUGAUUUGGGAACCAGACCCCCGACCCUCUGUGCCAGCACACCAAGCCUGGGUACCAGCACCCCAACAGGGGCAUCUUGUGUACCAGGGGACUUUGGCAGACAGGCUCUGUCCCCAGCAGAGGCAGAGAAAAGGACUGCCAAAAGGAAAAGUGACAGCUCAGACUCCCAAGACGGGAACUACAAGUCAGAUGUGAGCGGCAAACCCAGGAAAGAGAGGACAGCUUUUACCAAGGAACAGAUCAGAGAGCUUGAAGCGGAAUUUGCCCAUCACAAUUACUUGACAAGGCUGAGAAGAUACGAAAUAGCUGUGAAUCUAGAUCUCACUGAAAGACAGGUAAAGGUUUGGUUUCAGAACCGGAGAAUGAAGUGGAAGCGAGUGAAAGGAGGCCAGCAAGGAGUUGUGUCUCGAGAAAAAGAACUUGUGAAUGUGAAAAAGGGAAGGCUGCUUCCGUCUGAGUUCUCAGGGAUGGCAGGGCUCCACCAUUCUGCAGAUUCCUUAGCAAACGAGGAUAGUCAUGACAGUGAUCACAGCUCCGAGCAUGCGCACUUAUGACACACCACAGAAACCAACGUCCAUACUCAGGAAAGACGUGAAAUGGAGGAUAAAUGUACCUGGAAAAAAUAAUGAAAAACAAAAAAUACUUUGUAUAAAUGUAUAAAAAGAGAACAUCACGGCUAUUUCUAAAAAAAAAAAAAAGAAAAAAAAGAAAAAAAAAAAGCCGGCCUGUAAAAUCUGUUUUGCUUAUAUUAGAAACCUGGGAAAAGUGCCUUAAAAUUGCAGAAUCUGAAGAGGUCAAUGGCUUUUGAACAUUCCAUAUUUUGUUCUAUUCAAUGACAAUGGGCAGGUUUAUGCAUUAGCUUGCACUGUUUAAAACAUGCCUUUAUCAUUUUCGACUUUCUGACAGUUAUGUAAUAAUAAAAAAAAAGAGGUGCAGCAAAUACUUGUUCAGCUAAAACUACAAAUAUAAUAAUUAUGUAAAUAAGUAUCAUUGUUUUAUUAUCUUCACUCUAACAAUCAUUUCCUGUUUGCAGUAUAACAAUCCAUAAAGUAAUAAAAAAUGCUAGUUGCUAAUAUUACUAAUCUGAUUGUUUUGUAUUUGUUUUUUCCUGAAAAAAUAAAUACAUUUUGAGAUAUUUUCUUCUGAUCAUAAUUAGGUGGCGAUAGACAUUUCUUUAUAUUUUUUUUUUUUUUUUUGUGCUGACUCAGGAGAGACAAAGAUGGACACAUGCGUCCUCCGAAGUAUGUGCAGUCAGCCGUCUGCUUGCAGCCACCUCAGAGCUACAGCAUUAGAGGACCAGCAACUUAAAGGCAGACCUGCAGACACCCAGUCAGUCUAGAGGGGUUGCUGGUGUGCGGUGAGCUGAGUACACCCUGGCCGACCUAAGCCCUUCCCACCUGGGUCAUGCUCGGCUAAUUGUGCGCAGCCCCCUGGGAACUCCUGUCUACGGUUGGCAGUGGAAUAGCCUGGACUCAAACCAGCGACCUCCAGGCUAUAGGGUGCAUCCUGCACUCCAUGCGGAGCGCCUUUACCGGAUGCGCCACUCAGGAGCCCCUGUGACUGAAUACUGUGAUUACAGACUGCAAAAUACUAUAAUUGAACCUUAGAUUCUAGGGUUAAGUUUGUGAUUAAAACCUUGUUUGUUUAUGAAGGAGUUCUGUUCAUAAGGGUACUGCAUACAAUAUACAUGAAAUACAGUUUAGAAAUAUUACCAGAGAAUGCAGACUAGGAAGGAUCAGGAGCUGCUACAUCUUGAAUUGAUGCUAUAAAUGGAAACGCUCAAUCCUGCAGAGUAGUGUGUAUACAGGGUGCUGCACAUCUAAAAGCAAAUAAUUAAAUACCAAAACUUUGUAAUUUAUAAUAUAACAUCAAGAUGCCCCCACACCCAAUAAACAUGUAAUGAUGAAAAGAAAAGACUCAAACAACACAUACAUGUUUUCCAUGAUUAUACGGUUACAUACUUUAUUGAGGUUAACCAGAGUUGCAUGCAAUGCUUUUUUAUAGAGUACAUACCAGACUUUCAAUGCUUCUCUAUGUUUUCACUUUGAAUUCACUUUGCUUUUACCAUGACAUACCAUAAGAACCAUAUAUAACUUCAUAUCUUAUAAAAUGGAGCCCCAUAAUUUUGCCAUCCAUUUUUUAAAUCGCAUUUUCAACCUGAUUGUCCCUGGUAGCGUGCAUGAGAUGUCAUCAACUGAACUGCACAAAUAAAAUGCCUUGGUUGUUGUAUAACAAUAAUACCUCCACAUAAAGAAUGUACAGAUUUACAGACAGCUGUGGCAUAAAAGGCUCACUGCUUGCUAACUAAAACAUGUUUAGAAAUGCCAGUACAACCCUUUUGUUUAGGGUAUUAUUGUGUAAAUAAAUGAUAUGGUCAUUAAUAGUGGCAUCUGGAGGGAUGAAGCAUGUACUGAAUGCCAGAAACCAUUUUUCUGAAUUGUCACAAAGCCUGUUAGAAAAAAAUUUGGAAAAAACAUCUGUAGACAAUCAUCAUAUAUAUCUACUUAUUGUUUGCAAAUAGGACCUAAAGAAAUUACUAUUCUACCUAACACUGAAUUGCUAUGCUCAGGUUCAUUAAAUAAUUCAUGUAAUAAUAAGCAUUUUUAUAAAUACAAAUGGACAGUUUAUAUUGGCUUUUGUACAUGAGAAACCAGAAUAUUAUUCCAGAAUAAUACAAAUGACAAAAUAUACUGCUUCUUCUGAGAAACAAUUGAUGUUUACAGUAUGUAUUAGCUUUGCAUGGAAAAUCUUCUGGUAAUCCAACAGGAAAGCCAAAAACCUACCUUAAAAAGAAAUAUUGCAAAUACUAAAGAGACUUAAAAGACUCAUGUUAAUUUUUUAUCCCGAUUAAAUAUAUUUUAAAGUAUUACUAAAAAGAAAAAAUGUAAAGUUAAUGGGCAACAUUGGCUAAGUUUACUAUAAAUGUAGAGGUAGAACUUUUUUUUUUUUUUUUUUUUUUUUUUAAAUGGUUUUGCAACAAACUUAACUGCCAUUUUAUGAUAACUAAGGAGGGGUUCGGCUGAAUCAAGAGAAGCAUGUGUUGAGCUAAAGUUGUGCCAAUAGGCCACUGUUACUACUAAUUCAAACUACAUACUAUUAAUGUUUUCUGCGCUUUACAGUUACUCAGCAAUGCAACCUUCAGAAUAGGUACAUUGUACUAUGAGGUUUAUAAAACAAAAUCUGUCAAGUAAAAGAUGUAUGAUUCUUAACUCCAAAACAAUACAUUUUCAAAGAAAGACUAUUACUUGAGUACACUAAUUAUUAUAAGAGAACUACUUUGUAUUGAAAUAUUUGCAAACACUGGAGUUUGAUCUGUGCAUGCUUGGAACACACAUUUCCAAAAUCUUGAAAAGUAUAGUUCCAUGACAGUACAUUUCUAGAAAACAAACUAGUAGUUGACACCUGUCAAAGCUGCAGAUAAACUAUUGUAAUUUUAAUUAUAUUUUUUAACAUUCUAGACAAUAACCAUUAAUUUUAUCUCAUGUGUUACCAAAGGAAUUCUCUAGUUUCUAUUGUUCUUCUGAUUACGAGUGAUAACCUUUAACCAUCUACUGUACUUAAGUGAAGCUGAAAUUGUUCAAACAAUACAGUCUUUAUUGUUCUAGCUACCUAAAGAAAAUGUUUUUAAACCUGGUCAUUUUGAUCUUGGAUGAAACUUCUACCUUCAUCCAUUUGGGAAACCCUUUCCUUUAGCAGGAAAAAGUAUUAUUACAACAAUAGUUACAUGCCAAAAUCAACAGAGCUGUCUAAAUGCUUUUCCACACUUGAUUAGAAUGGAGGAUUCAUUUGUGCUUGGAUUUUAGAAAAACAAUGUAGCAGCCUAACCGUAUACAAUAUUGCAAUGCUAAGAAAUUAAUAGCUGUAUUACAUCAAAUUAAAUGUCUUUUAUUUUAAUUUCAGAAAGUUAAAAUUGUCUUCAGAUUCGAUGCUGUGGUAUAAAGGAAAUCUGGAGAAGCCUGCUUCUCAAUAAUGUUGGGCUUUGUCACAUCAGCCAAUGCAACUGCCACAUACUCUUGGUACAUCCAGUAAUUAGUCUUUUUACAGUUUCACCCAAUCGUUUUGGCAGAAGCUAUUUUUCAUAGCUUUGUCAAGGUCAUGUAAAGGUUUUUGUAAACAUGACAUAUUGAUCUUGUUUGAUGCUUUAUGGUAUUAUUGUAUUUUUUUUAACAGUGACAGGCUAUGAAAGAAGACACCCUGCUGAACAAUCUCAAAUGUGCUGAGAAAUCAUGAACGUUAUUUUUUUAAUGUAUUUUUGUUUUAGCUGUAUUUUUGUAAUACGUAUAUGCAUGCAACUCUAAUGCAGUGUGUAUCUCACAGGGCCAUGUUAUUUUGGACAUUCAUUGUUACCACAGCAAAUUAUAAAGUAGCAAAUUAUUAUCAAUGCUGUCUGUUGAAUGAACUGUAACAGAUGUCGGAAUAUAUAUGUAUGCUUGUAUUAAAUGUCUCACAGUUUUUGCAGACCGUUUGGCACUUUUCCAUAUGGUCUUGCCUGUUGUCUGGUAUAGAAGAAAAACUGUUAAAUAUAAGGCUAAUUAGGUAUGGGCCAUGGCUGCUGAAUGCAAGUCAAGGAUUGAAUGACCUAUUGGAUUGAAUCUUGAAAACUUUGUAUUGUAUUUUUUUACUGUCUGAGACAUUUAAAAAUAACAGAUACAAACAUAUGAAAUCUCUACAGUGCCAGCCAACCUAAAAAAUAUACAGUACUGCAAUUAAAGUUUCUGUGCUGUCAGGCGUAUCUUGUAGUAUCUUGAAACUUCCACAAAGCAAUGUGCCAGAAUUCUACUGUUCAAGAAAGGGCUAAUAACAGCAAAUACAAAUAAGGAUACAUUCAUAUUUCAGAAGAGAAAAGCCAUGACACUGUCACCUGCAGUUAUUUGUAUAGUAUAUUACAGUCAGCCUGAGCAGUAAACCAAUUUUCUUCGACAUACUAAUAAAUAUACUGUACAAGCAGGUAAUUAUGACAUCCAAGCAACAAUUACACUUGCAUUAUUUAAUUUAAACAAUCCAAACACAUACUCGAAAACAUGUAAAUACAGAAUGUACCUUUCAAAGCAACUGU
This is a messenger RNA of Polyodon spathula (Mississippi paddlefish), 5655 nucleotides long. RefSeq names its product mesenchyme homeobox 2a (gene meox2a). The record is from RefSeq and is a predicted model, not a curated record. Bases 257 to 1153 code for a protein of 298 amino acids. Gene Ontology annotation, cellular component: nucleus. Lineage: Eukaryota; Metazoa; Chordata; Actinopteri; Acipenseriformes; Polyodontidae. The transcript has 3 exons. Gene Ontology annotation, molecular function: RNA polymerase II cis-regulatory region sequence-specific DNA binding; DNA-binding transcription factor activity, RNA polymerase II-specific. Gene Ontology annotation, biological process: positive regulation of transcription by RNA polymerase II.